GGUAACUUGUUUUGCAGGAUGACUCGUAUCAACACGAUACAAACAGGCAGGGUGCAACCCGCAAUAGUACGGACUUGUCGGGUUCUUCUAGAAAUCGUUAUGGUCUUCAUCAUGAGUCUGGAGCUAUUGGUGGCCUACAAUAUGAUAGCAAAGCACCUCACCUGCCAGGCAAUCCGAAUAAUGAGUCGACACAUACAUAUGCAUCAAUUAUAGGGUCAUCACUUUCAAGAAGUGCAUCUCCUGACCCUGAGCUCGUGAGGAGAGUUCCUAGUCCUUGCCUUCCCCCGAUUGGUGUGAAACUUGGUGCUACCAAUAACCAGAACAAUGGUGGUUCAUCUUCUUUCAACCGCAACUCUCCCAGUAUUGGUGGAUCUGAUGAUCUGGUGUCUGCUUUAUCUGGUAUGAACCUGUCGUCAUCAAGGCUAGUCAAUGGACAUGCUGACCAAUCCAAGCUCCAUCAGGAUGUAGAUAGUGUCCGUAAAUUUCUCUAUGAACAAUACAUGGACCACAAACAUGGUAAUGGACAGCACUCCUACAUGAAACAUUCUGAACAAGGUCAUGUCAAGGGACCUCAAGAAUAUUCUGGAGCUUCUAUGAAUUCUUCUAUUAUGAGGAAUCAGAUCAAUGCUGGUGGAUUCACAUCAUUUGACAACUCAUCCCUGGGAUCCGGCUUUUCUUCCCCAAGGAUUGGUUCCCGGUCACCCGGUGGGAGUUUAUCUUCCCGACAUAAUCUAGCUAACCUUGCAAACUACAGUGGAAUUGGAAGUCCAACUGCGACAUCUGGUCAUCAGUUGCCUGUUGAUCCACUCUAUGCUCAAUUUCUUCGGGCAGCAGAAAUUGCUGCUUUUGCAGCCAACUGUGAGGACCCAUUGAUGGAGAGGGGUAACCUGGGAAGUUCUUACAUGGAUCUAUUUGGUCAUCAGAAUGAUUAUCUUGGUCCAUUGCUUCAGUCACAGAAGCAGUAUGACUACUAUGGGAAUCUUGGGUCUGGUCUUGGUUAUGCUGGGAACUCUUUGACAAAUCCUGUCUUCCCCACUUCGCCAGGUGGACCUGGUAGUCCACUUAGGCAUGUGGAUCGCAGCAUGCGCUUUCAGUCCAGUAUGAGAAACUUUGGUGGUUCCUAUGGCUCCUGGAAUUCAGAUUUUGGUGGUAAGGUGAAUGCCAAUUUGGUUCCAUCACUUCUGGAAGAAUUCAAGAGCAACAAAAGCCGAUCAUAUGAGCUCUGUGAAAUUGCUGGCCAUGUUGUUGAGUUCAGUGCUGAUCAAUACGGGAGUCGGUUCAUACAGCAAAAGCUUGAAACUGCCAGCGUUGAAGAAAAAGACAUGGUUUUCACUGAAAUCAUGCCUCAAGCUCUCACAUUGAUGACUGAUGUUUUUGGAAAUUAUGUUGUUCAGAAGUUUUUUGAGCAUGGGAGCACGGCUCAGAUAAAGGAGUUGGCUGAUCAGCUAAUCGGGCGAGUCUUGGCACUCAGCCUUCAAAUGUACGGUUGCCGAGUUAUACAGAAGGCCAUAGAAGUUGUUGAUUUAGAUCAGCAGACUAAAAUGGUUGCUGAGCUUGAUGGGCAUGUGAUGCGCUGUGUACGUGAUCAAAAUGGUAACCACGUUAUACAGAAAUGCAUUGAAUGCAUCCCACAGAAUGUCAUCGAGUUCAUUGUUUCAACCUUCUAUGGUCAAGUUGUGGUGCUAUCGACUCAUCCAUAUGGAUGUCGGGUUAUACAGAGGGUGCUGGAGCACUGUGACGAUCCGAAAACCCAUCAAAUAAUGAUGGAUGAGGUCCUCCAGUCUGUUUGCUUGCUUGCUACAGACCAGUAUGGUAACUAUGUUGUCCAGCAUGUUAUGGAACACGGCAAACCCCAUGAGCGAUGUGCUAUCAUUGAGAAGUUGAUUGGGCAGAUUGUACAAAUGAGCCAGCAAAAGUUUGCCUCGAACGUCAUUAUGAAGUGUUUAUCCUUUGGGAAUCCUGUGGAGCGCCAAAUCUUAAUUGGUGAAAUGCUUGGAUCCACGGAGGAAAGUGAACAUCUUGAGGUGAUGAUGAAAGACCAGUUUGCAAACUACGUGGUACAGAAGGUCUGUCCUCCUCCGUCGUGCCCCGCGCCCAUCCUCCGACGCCUAUGUCCUCCACCGCAGCUUCCCAUCCCCCGCCGCCGCCUCCAUCCUCCACCACACCCGCCCCCUCGCUGCGGCCCGCCCCCCUCGCCGUGGCAGCCCUCAUCCGCCAGGGGGUCCCUGUCCUCCGUCGCGGCCCGCCCGCCCGCCUCCUCGCCGAGGCUUCCCCUCGUCCAUGGGGUCCCCAUUCUCCAUCACGGCCCCCUCGCCGCAGUCGUUUUCGUUUGUCGGGUCCUCAUCCGCCGGCACCCUCAUCCAUAG
Messenger RNA from Aegilops tauschii subsp. strangulata, 2366 nucleotides. The record is from RefSeq and is a predicted model, not a curated record. Lineage: Eukaryota; Viridiplantae; Streptophyta; Magnoliopsida; Poales; Poaceae.